AUGGGCCCUGUUGAAACGAAUCCAUUAGUAUCACAACAACAACAACAACAACAACAACAACAACAACAACAGCAACAACCUCAAAAAUCAAAGCGAAGAUCCCAUUCAAAUGAACGACUUUCAAGAGAAAAUAGUCGACAAAAAUCUCGAAGAACUGCUCGUUCAAGAAGUAAUGAUCGAGAAUCAUCGUCUUCGAGCAGCGAUAAUGAUCGUGAAGACGACAAUGAAAGUAUGGAUGAUGAUGAUGAUGCGAGUGUGAGUGAUCGAAGUUCAAGAGGCGGCUCAGCAAAUAAACAAUCAGCUGGAAUUCGAUGGGAUUUUCGAACGAAUCUUAUUGGAAAAAGAAUCAAAGAAACAAAACCAUUGUGCUGUCUAAGUUGUCGAUAUCCUGUAUUACUGGUCGGACGAUUAAUGCCUUGUAAACAUGCAGCUUUUUGUUUACAAUGUGCCAAUAAAUGUAAAAAUGAUCGUAGAAACUGUCCAAAAUGCAAUGAUGCAAUUACUGAUGUCGAAAAAAUUGAAGCAAAAAAUCUUAUUCUUUGUUAUCAUGGUGCACAUCUACACUCGCAAGAUGCUUGUCUUCGAGGUUAUACAUCGUUACGUGAUCUUCAAGCGCAUGUACACCGACGUCAUGAACAACCAACUCAAACAGGACAAUCACGUUUGGAUUCUCCACAUCAAUUACUGCCUCCAACACAUUCACCAUUGACUACUUUUCCUGGUCUUGUGGUCGAUGCAACACAACAAUCACAAGCAACUCAGUUACCUCCUCCACUGAUGAACUUUCCGCCAAUGAAUGUUUCGAAUAUGGCACCACCGCCAUUAUUUGACAUGGGCUAUCGUCCACCAAAUUAUGGACUACCACCACAACAACAGCAAUUUAUGCCUACACAACCACAGUAUCGACCUCCACCUUAUCCACCUAAUCGAUCAUUCUAUUAG
Messenger RNA from Rotaria socialis, 942 nucleotides. The record is from the annotation of a GenBank genome assembly. Lineage: Eukaryota; Metazoa; Rotifera; Eurotatoria; Philodinida; Philodinidae.